This is a messenger RNA of Psylliodes chrysocephalus, 875 nucleotides long. NCBI's taxonomy places the organism in Eukaryota, Metazoa, Arthropoda, Insecta, Coleoptera, Chrysomelidae. The record is from the annotation of a GenBank genome assembly.
UAAUUUUAAUUGGUAUUUGAUCUUGAGAUUAAACCAUGUGCCGAUCAGACAACAAAAAAUAGACGCUUUAUUGCCGCUUGUCAAUUCUUCUGAUACCUUUAAUUGGCUACAAAAAUAAACUAAGUUUAUAAAUAUAACUAAUCACCACAGUCGACAACCUAGUGAGCAGUGUCCUUUUAAUUGUGAUAAUAUGGCUGAUGCAACUGAUGAUGGUAUAAACUACGAAGAAUUCAGUAAACUGGACAUAUCGAAAGAGCAACUAAAAAUGUUAAAACAAAUUUUUGAUUCUUUUGAUUUGGAGAAGAAAAAAGAAAUUUCCGUUGAUAUGAUUGGUCAAAUUUUGGAUAUGUUGGGCCACAGGCUUCUGCCUGAAGAAUUAACUGAAAUUGUUAAAGAAAUUGACGCUGACGGUAACGGGGUCAUGAACUUUGAAGAAUUUGCUCAUCUAGCAGCUAGAUUCCUAAUUGAGGAAGAGGAAGACACAGAAGCAAUUUUAAGAGAAUUGAAAGAUGCCUUUAGGUUAUAUGAUAAAGAAGGCCUGGGUUAUAUAUCUGUAGAUCUAUUAAAAGACAUAUUGAAAGAACUUGAACCUAAUUUAUCACCUGCAGAUUUAAAUGAAAUGAUCAAGGAAAUUGAUACUGAUAAUUCUGGAACUGUUGACUGGGAAGAAUUUAAAGCCAUGAUGAUUGGAUAAAAAUCUACUAAACUAAAAGCAAAAAAAUAGGUAAUUAGAAUAAAUUCACAGCAAAAUAUUUUUGUAAACAUUACAUUAGUAUGCGAGUUUACCACUUUAAUUAAAGAAUAUCAAAUAUUGUGUAAAAAAAUUUGGAAUUGUAAUAUUUUGUAAAUAAACUAUUUAUUUUUCUUUUAAAUUA